GUCAAUCGUAGUCAGAAGCAACUCAAGGGGGUAGUUGUUGUACUGGAAACCGAACCAACUGAACUGAAACCCGUAUACACUGUAUCUCAAAAUGUUACGGAAGUCUCGAAUACGACAUCGAUGAAGGCUAGACCAGAACACUAUGGUUGGGCUAAUGAGCAUCUGAUUAUUGGCCCGCACGACGAAGACAUACUUGUGGCAUGUAGAGCCCUUGGUCACGGAUCUCUUGGAGUCGUUGAAGAGGUGCAGGCCGAAGCUACUCUGAACAUCAUUCAGGAAGAAGCAAGGAACUUGAAAUCGCUCGUCCAUCCGCACAUCGUUACUUUUAUCGGCGACAAUGACCUGGCGGACUUCCUCGACAUUGUCAGCGAGCAAGACUCAAUGUUGGAACUUCGGACACAGUGGAGACAAUGGAUUCGAUCAUGGAUUGUCUGCCUUGCCUCCGCUUUGGAGUACAUGCACCAAAACGGUAUUCAGCACCAAGACAUCAAGCCAUCCAACAUUAUACAUAGAGGAGAUCGAGUACUGUUCACGGAUUUCAGCUCAUCACGCGCAUUUGAGGUGGGGCACACGACAUCAACAGAUAACCCAUCACGCUCAUCCCCCAUGUAUGCCGCACCCGAAGUGACAGCCGCUAGGUUUUCUGGAAAGCUCGGACGACACGGACGAGGCUCAGAUAUAUUCGCGCUGGGUUGUGUGUUCUGUGACAUGUUAACAGUUUUGCAAGGUCGAUCCGUUUCGUCCCUGAAAGAGUAUCUCCUGAACGAGAAUAGUGCCGUGGCAUCAAAUCCUAGUAACGUAAAGGGACCAUUGUAUUACGGUCAAAAACUACCCUUAAUUCAUGAAUGGUUUUCUGGCUCAUCCGAGUUUCUUAGCUGCAUCUCUCUCAUGCUAGAGUCGGAUCGAACCUUGCGACCAGACGCGACCAAAGUUGUGGAAACACUUACUUCAGAUGAUUAUUUCGAGGCAGGAUGCACUUGUUGCGGCAGCACAACGUCGCUACGAAAUUCUUAGAAGAUGAAGCAGAACAAGGAAGAAAGGAAAAGGCUUUGGCCCCCUGGAUUCGAUCAUUCAUAUCUAAUGAAAGAUACGUUUGAAGUAGUUGACGUAUGUCAUUCUGAGGAGAAACACGGCGACAUAACCUUACAUACUGAGCA
This is a messenger RNA of Dothidotthia symphoricarpi CBS 119687, 1157 nucleotides long. RefSeq names its product kinase-like protein. The record is from RefSeq and is a predicted model, not a curated record. Lineage: Eukaryota; Fungi; Ascomycota; Dothideomycetes; Pleosporales; Dothidotthiaceae. Gene Ontology annotation, molecular function: protein serine/threonine kinase activity; ATP binding. Gene Ontology annotation, cellular component: cytoplasm. The coding region runs from base 121 to 1014 and encodes 297 amino acids. The transcript has 3 exons. Gene Ontology annotation, biological process: protein phosphorylation.